AUGUCAUCAAUUUCAAUUGAUGCCUCCACACUACAAAUAAAUUCGUUUGGUCUUCAGAAUCUGAUGAAUUUUAUUUUUGUACAUGAGCGAACCCUUAAAGAAUUUGGUGCAAUUAAAAUUCAACUAAGUUCUGAUUGUGCAUUAGCCUUGAAGAAACGUCAGAUUUCACUAACGUGUGCUAGUAUCCAGCAGAUCACGAAAGUAAGUGAUGAUGAACCUAUUUACUUCGUUCAGAAAAGGGAUGAUGCAAAUGUAUACACUGGACAACGAUCGCCGAUAAAAAACGAAGAAACAUUUUGGUGUUCUCUUUCUAAUUUGGGUCAGAAAUUUUCUACAUCAGGUGUUUCCUUAUUACCAAAUAAAAGUUUCUUCUAUGAAAAACAGCAUGGAAAAUAUUUCUCGAUACAUCGUAUACCGAGAAAAUCAUUACUCAGAUUAAGUGGAACCAAAAUCACCAAUCAAUUUGUUUCUUCUUUAACCAGAGCACAUGGGCCAGGUGCUAUUUUUCCAUUAUCUAGUGUUCAACAACGUCUCUUCUUGCUAGUAUAUCAUCAUCAAGGUGGUCCUCGUCAUUGGUAUAUUAUUCCUGCCUGUGAGCGAGAGACUCUUCAGAAAAUACUUCAACGACAAAACUCCACAUAUUGUCUUGAACAUGGAGAACUGAUGAUUAAUCCUGUUGUAUUUGACAAAUAUCAUAUUCGAUAUCAUCGAAUUAUUCAAUAUCCAAACGAAUUUGUGAUUUUAUCAGCAGGUGCUUUAUCACAAAGUUUUACUUUGGAUGCAAGUUGGAGUGAAUCAAUUCCUUUUGCUUUGCCCAGUUGGAUUGAAGAAGGUCAUGCUACUGCUCGAAAUUUAGCAUGUCAAUGCAAUAUUAAUUUUCCUCUAUCAAAAACAAUCGAUGUUAGUGUAUUUAGGCAUGAACUUAUACAAAAAUAUAUUGACACACAUCUCAAUAUUGUCAAAGAUGGUAAAACAUCGAUUACUCAAAGUUUGUUCUCAAUAGAAGAAUGUGUUACAUAUUAUUCUGAAAUUUUUAGAUCCAAUGAUGUAAUAUAAUAGUCAGAUAUAUUCAUUUAAUCUAUAUUAUAUUUUACGAAUGUUUUCCAGUUUUUUUUCUUCUUCUUCAGGAGCUUUCAUAUGAUUGGUUACAGAACGACAAAAAACAUAUAUAUAUAUAUCCCCCUGGCCAAAAUAAACGGAACACCUUAUUUUUCCGAUUUUUUCUCGCCACUACUUUUGUUUGCGCUCAUUUUUGUAUCAUAGUUGCAUCUAUGAUUACUUGAUCUGCCCUGAAAAUUUCAGCAAUAUAGUACGAGUUAUCGCUGAGGAAAUUGGAAAUCUCUGUUGUACACUCACAUAGCAGUGAAACGAAAAAAUAAUGUAGCAAUGAUAUUCUUUGUUUAGCCAUGGUAUUUUCAAAAAAUAAUUACAUAUUUGGAAUCAGCGUCAAAUUCUGAAUCAAGUGACAUAUUUUUCUCUGUUGAAAAAUCGCGUUCAGGUUUCAUCAGCUGUUGAUCACAAGUAAGAGCACUAUAACAGCAUCGAAAAACUUUUUCUUCUCAAACUUCGUUGAAUUAUACAUCAACAGAUGCGGAAUUUUACGCUGAUUCAGAAUAUCAUAUUAUGUUUCCUUAAAACU
Messenger RNA from Rotaria sp. Silwood2, 1639 nucleotides. The record is from the annotation of a GenBank genome assembly. NCBI's taxonomy places the organism in Eukaryota, Metazoa, Rotifera, Eurotatoria, Philodinida, Philodinidae.